UUUGCACACGGACCGCAUAUGCAGAUUUGGUAUACAAAUUUCAACACAAUCUACUGGUAAGGAUCGAUAAUUUAAGGAGGUGGCGAGUUAGUUUGUAUUUUCGUCUUAAAAUGGCUACCACGGUUGCCGCAGAGAUACCAAAAGUGAUGAAAGCGUUGAUAAAAAACGCGGAAAAGGAAUCUUACGAGUACACGGAGAUUCCCGUACCGGAACCGGAAGGGGACGAAGUGCUGAUCCGCGUUGACGCCGUCUCGAUUUGCGGCUCGGACAUCGCGCUGUACAAAUGGACGCCGAUGGCGCGCGUUAUCGCGAGCGUUCCAUUCAUACCUGGCCACGAGAGUGCUGGAACCGUCGUCAAGUGCGGACCGGAAGCGACACUUGAGAUUGGUUCCCGCGUCGGCGUCGAGAAUCACUUCUACUGCGGCGACUGCUACCAGUGUGCCAACGACCUUCGGGAGAUAUGCAUGAACAUGGGCCAGUACGGUCACGGCCGGAAGACCAUGCACGGCGGCUGUUCCGAAUACUCGAUCGUGUCCCAGAAAUUCCUGUACAAGAUCACUGCCAACCUAAGCCCCGAGCAGAUCACGAUGAUGGAGCCGCUAGGGGUCGCCCACAACGGCCUUGAGAGGUUAAAGGUCAAGGACGAGGACGUUCUUGUCAUAGGUUGUGGCCCUAUAGGGUUGCUCGCGCAGAGACUUGCAAAGGUCAUGGGGGCAAAGAGAGUGAUAGGUGCGGACAUCGAAGACUGGAAGCUGAAGCUUGCUACCGAUAUGGGCACCGACAUCGUGGUCAACACUAAAGACAAUGACUUGAAAGAGGUCAUUAUGGAGCUCACGGGCGGGGCGGGCAUUGGCCGGAUAUGCGAGUGUUCCGGUGUGGCUGCCGUCGCCAACUCGUGCUUCUCGUACCUCCGGAAGGGUGGCCGCGUGGUGCUCAUUGGCCUGCCUAAGCAGCCUCUGCACUUUGAGAAUCCACUUCCGGAUAUAUUAUUUAAGUGUCUGACCAUCAAAACUGUGCACGGUCGCAAGAUCUACCACACGUGGGCGGCCGUCGAGGCGCUCUUGGCGGACCGGAAGGUGGACGUUGGUCACGUGAUCUCGCACCGGAUCCCGAUGUCACAGUUCGAGGACGCGUUUAAGGUCCUGUUCGACGGUUCUGCAUGCAAGAUCGUGAUGGACCCUUCGAAAUAAAUGGCGGCCUUGGUGUUUACCGGAGAAUCAAAAUGUGGCUCAAUGCGCUUAAUGAUUUAGAGUCCAAAUACAAGUUUGCUAUGUUUGCUCCAUUUCACGAACGGGUUGCCCUCUUAGAAUCACAAGGAGACAUCCACAUGAGCUAAAGAAACAAACAUUCCUUUGUUUUAAAAAUGGGCGAAAUUGAUUGCGAAUGAUAUUAAGAAACAAUUGACAUAAAUAAAAGAUGUAAUGAUA
Dreissena polymorpha is the source of this 1427-nucleotide messenger RNA. RefSeq names its product L-threonine 3-dehydrogenase-like. Gene Ontology annotation, molecular function: oxidoreductase activity; zinc ion binding. The record is from RefSeq and is a predicted model, not a curated record. NCBI's taxonomy places the organism in Eukaryota, Metazoa, Mollusca, Bivalvia, Myida, Dreissenidae. The coding region runs from base 111 to 1190 and encodes 359 amino acids. The transcript is spliced from 5 exons.